Messenger RNA from Argiope bruennichi, 1718 nucleotides. Its product is annotated as dynein regulatory complex subunit 3-like. The transcript is spliced from 11 exons. Gene Ontology annotation, molecular function: protein binding. The record is from RefSeq and is a predicted model, not a curated record. The coding region runs from base 228 to 1712 and encodes 494 amino acids. NCBI's taxonomy places the organism in Eukaryota, Metazoa, Arthropoda, Arachnida, Araneae, Araneidae.
UAAUAGUUUUGAUUUUAAUUAUAAUUUCUUUUUCGUUUUGAAUGUUGUUUAGAUUAAUUUUUAUUAUAUCUAUUUUGUAAUGAAAGAUUAAAAUACUGGCCAAAGCAGGUUCUUUUGAAAAGAAAAGUAAAUCAAUGAUAUGUGUGACAUGCUAUAUAUAUGUUAAAAUUAUCUUUAUUUAAGAAGGCAAUUCAAGAAUUUGAAGAUUAAUAUACUUGUGUAUAAAGAUGGGGAAUAAAAUUGGAACACUACAAAAGCCAGUCGUCAUGACCAAAGCCUUUUUAGAAGAAAAAAUUAUCUGGGAGCUUGCCCGUGUUGAAGACUUAAAUAUUUCAGAGCUACAAAGGCUUGUUAAAAUGGAUGGAAUAGAAAGAAAUCUUGUAUUAUCUUUACAACUGGAGCAUCAAAGUUUAUUGAAUAUAAGUAAUUUAUGGAAGUUCACCUUGUUGACAAAACUGGUAAUGGCAAAUAACUAUAUAGAAGAAAUUGAAGGCCUUGAAACUUUAUCAAAUCUUCAACAUCUAGAUUUAUCUUUCAACUGUAUCAAAGUGAUCAAAGGCUUGGAUGGCCUUAUAAACCUGGAAUAUUUGAAUUUAUCCUAUAACGAAAUUACUCAUCUAGAAAACUUGGACAAUCAAAAAAAUUUAGAAACCCUGUUAGUACGACAUAAUAAAAUUAAAUCCUUUGAAAAUAUGCUUUAUAUAGCUCAAUUUGAAAAUUUGUUCUGUUUGGGCAUUGAAGAAAACCCAUUAAUGGAAAUGGAUAAUGGUCGAUUGCGAGUUUUAGGUGUUUUGCCUCAGUUGAAAUUUCUUGAUUUUAUAUUGGUGACAGAAAAUGAGUUACAAGAAGCAUUAUUACUCUAUCCAGUUGAAAACAAGGCUGAAUCUAAAGAUAAACUCUUUGAGAACUAUGGUGGUAAAGAUUGUUCAUCCUUAUGGGAAAUACAUCCUUCAGAUAAGGAAGCUUUUAUUGAUGGUUUGGCCAAUGGCCAUGGAUUUGAAGCGCUUUUAGAGGGUGAUAAAAACUUUCGUUUGCUGCAUUCCUUUCCACCAGCUGCAACAAUCGCAAUACCAAAAAAGUUAUGUCUUAUAUAUCAGAAGCCCAUUUCUUCAGAACAAAAGGAUAAGGAAGUAGAACAAUUAAAAGACGUAUGUGAUAAAGAAUUACGAGAGACUCACAAAAAUUUAAUGAGUUGUUCUUGUUUGUAUUUAGAUAUUAUAUUUGAUUUAAUGAGAACUUUUAAAAGUGAAAUGCAUUUGAUCGUGCAAAACUAUCUGGAGGAUGUUCAACAUAUCUACAAGGAAAUAAUCAAAACUGAUGAGAGACAUAUUUUAGAACUACAACAGUUUUAUUUCAAUAUUUUCAAUACUGGUUCUAAUUAUGAUUUGGAAGUAAAUAAUCAGGCUGGUGAAGUAAUUGAACUCGAUCCAUUAUUCGUAAAGCUAUUAACAAAAAAGGAUUUUGUGGAAAUGGCACUGAAGAUGGCUUUUACAAUACAUUCUACUUUACUUCAAGAGAGGAUAAAGAAAUUAAGAACUACUCUUGAAAAUUACCAUGAAGAAAUUUUGAAUUCUCUUUUAGAAAAGGAUAUACUAAUCAAGCAAAGCGAAAAAAUAAGAAAUGUGCUUUUGUUUUGUAAUAAGCAGAAAUAUAUCAUGGAUAAAUUAUUUUACAACAGUAUGAAAUUUAAAAAUUAUUUAGGUUAUUGUUAGAUUAAC